AUGAACUGGAGAUGGCUUCAUUCAAUGAUUACAUUUUUAUUAUUUAUUGUACUUGCUACUUCAACUGAGACUUUUCUCAGUAAAGGACAAAGUAUUAAAGAAAAUAGAAACAUUCAGAUAUAUUCAAAUAAACAUAAAAGACUGUAUAAUGUAUAUAAUGUACAUUUAAAGGGGGAAGCUAUUCAUGAAGUUUCAGAUAUAAGACAGGAUAAUGGAGAACAUUCUCAGAAACAGACUGUUGAAAAAGAGAAAGAACAACAAGACCUCACACACAAAACACAAGACCAAGACCAAAAAUCAAAGAGUGAAGCAGUAACACAACCAACAGCAAAAGAUCAACCAGUACAAUCAGUACCUGUUUCAUCAACAGGUGUAACAGAUUCAACAAACCCAGCAAGUGGAUCAAGUACAGUAAAUACACCAACAGAUUCUCCAGUUAAAACAACAAACCCAAGUAAAGACAACACUGUAGGAAGUACAGAAGGACAACAAGAAAGUGCAGGAGUAGUACCAGAUCCAAAAACAAGUAUACAACAAAAAGUACCAAAUACUUCAUCAAGUGGAAUAAAUAUACCAAAUGAACAAAAUCCACAGGGUCAAACAGGACUAAGUGGAACAGGUGUAAAAAAUGAACAAAACCCAGAAGGACAAUCAGGAACAAAUGAACAAAAUUCAAAAGGACAGUCAGGAAUAACAAAUGAACAAAAUCCACAGGGUCAAUCAGAACAAAAAGGAGCAAAAACACCAUCAAUAAAUGGAAAACAAGAAACUGACCAAACAGAUAAACAAGGAAAAGAAAAAGAACAAGAAACAAGUGGAACAAAUGAUGGACAACAUGAUACAUCAAAAGAAAAAGAUGAUAAAGGAACAAAUGAAAGUGAUGAAAACAACAAACCUAAAACUCCAAAUGGACAAGAAGAAGGAAAAAAUACAACAGACAAUAAAACUCCAAAUACUCCAACAAAUAAACCAGAGUCUAAACCUGAAAAUAAAAAUGAUGAUAAAACAAAUAAUAGUGAAGAUGAAGAUUUAAAUAGUCAUAAAAACAUCGAUGGAGCAUCAUGCCGGUUUAUUAUUCUUGGUGUUAUCAUCACCCUUUUAUUCUUCUAA
This is a messenger RNA of Entamoeba nuttalli P19, 1110 nucleotides long. Its product is annotated as dentin sialophospho protein precursor, putative. The coding region runs from base 1 to 1110 and encodes 369 amino acids. The record is from RefSeq and is a predicted model, not a curated record. Lineage: Eukaryota; Evosea; Mastigamoebida; Endamoebidae. The transcript has a single exon.